Messenger RNA from Eurypyga helias (sunbittern), 511 nucleotides. Its product is annotated as feline leukemia virus subgroup C receptor-related protein 2-like. Gene Ontology annotation, cellular component: membrane. The annotation marks the transcript as partial. Gene Ontology annotation, molecular function: heme binding; heme transmembrane transporter activity. Gene Ontology annotation, biological process: transmembrane transport; heme export. The transcript has 2 exons. The record is from RefSeq and is a predicted model, not a curated record. Lineage: Eukaryota; Metazoa; Chordata; Aves; Eurypygiformes; Eurypygidae.
CAGUGGAUCCAGUACGGCAGCAUCAACAACAUCUUCAUGAGUUUCUACGGCGUGAGCACCUUCGCCAUCGACUGGCUCUCCAUGAGCUACAUGCUCGUCUACAUCCCCCUGCUCUUCCCCGUCGCCUGGCUGCUGGACAAGAGGGGCCUGCGCUUCAUCGCCCUGGGCGGCUCGGCCCUCAAUGCCCUGGGCGCCUGGGUGAAGCUGGGCAGCCUGAAGCCCCACCUCUUCCCCAUCACCGUCCUGGGCCAGGUCAUCUGCUCCCUGGCCCAAGUCUUCAUCCUGGGCAUGCCCUCACGCAUCGCCUCGGUCUGGUUCAGCUCCCACGAGGUCUCCACCGCCUGCUCCAUCGCUGUCUUUGGGAACCAGCUUGGCAUCGCUGUGGGCUUUCUAGUCCCUCCAGUUCUGGUCCCCAAUGUGGGGGAUGUGGAGAAGCUGGCCUACCACAUCAGCAUCAUGUUCUUCAUGACUGCGGGAGUGGCAACAGCCCUAUUCAUCCUGGUCAUCAUAG